UAAAAGAGGAAACGAAAUCUGGAAGAGGGAGAGAUAUAUAUGGGUGAGGUGCUUCUAUGGAUGAAGGAGACCUGGAAGCAGUAGUUAGAGGCUACUCUAGCUGCUCUGAUGCAUUUUCCGGCAAAAGCUCCGGUGGAUUUUCACCUUCGUUUUGUCUUCCGGUUGAGACAGCUAGUUUAUACGAAGAGGAGAUGGAGACAACCGGUUUAGACGAACUCGGUGUACUCUACAAGCCCUUUUACACUAGCUCCACACAAACCCUCACGAACCCCGUCUCUGUUUCGGAAGAUUCAGGACGUUCCCGAGAUGGUAAGAAACAACGCACACAUGGUUGUCUUCUAGCUAACGGAUCAAGAGUUAAUCGCAUCCGAAUCCCUGAAUCAUGGAAGAGCAGGAAGAACCAACAGAAGAGAGUAGUUGAGCAAGUGAAGGAAGAGAAUCUGCUGUCGGACGCAUGGGCAUGGCGUAAAUACGGGCAGAAACCCAUCAAAGGAUCUCCAUACCCAAGGAGUUAUUACAGGUGCAGCAGCUCAAAGGGGUGUUUAGCAAGAAAACAAGUCGAAAGAAAUCCUCAGAACUCGGAAAAGUUCACCAUAACAUAUACGAAUGAGCACGAUCACGAGAUACCAACCCGAAGAAACUCAUUAGCCGGUACAACCCGAGCCAAAUCUUCCAAACCUAAACCGUCAAUAACCAAAAAAUCAGGAAAGCAAGUGGUUUCGUCUCCCACAAGUAACCCCGUGAUCACAUCCGGUGAUGAAUCGUCUGUCGUGGUUCAAGCCAUGGAGGUUGCAGAAAUGAGUACCUACCAAACAACCGGAGAAAUCGAGGGCACGAGUAACAAUUUACCAACGGAUUUGUCGUCGGAUACGGGACAUAAUCCGAGUGAUUUCGAUGAAAUAUUGAAUAGCCCAGAGUUUAUCAAUGGGUACUUAUGGGAUUACUAGAGAAUGUUAUAUAUUCAAACUUAGAGCAUCUCCGAUGUAUUACUCCAUAUUUUACUU
Brassica oleracea var. oleracea is the source of this 1004-nucleotide messenger RNA. RefSeq names its product probable WRKY transcription factor 29. Gene Ontology annotation, biological process: regulation of DNA-templated transcription. NCBI's taxonomy places the organism in Eukaryota, Viridiplantae, Streptophyta, Magnoliopsida, Brassicales, Brassicaceae. The record is from RefSeq and is a predicted model, not a curated record. Gene Ontology annotation, cellular component: nucleus. Bases 57 to 947 code for a protein of 296 amino acids. Gene Ontology annotation, molecular function: transcription cis-regulatory region binding; DNA-binding transcription factor activity. The transcript has 3 exons.